Molecule: messenger RNA, 2170 nt
Organism: Pistacia vera
Lineage: Eukaryota; Viridiplantae; Streptophyta; Magnoliopsida; Sapindales; Anacardiaceae
Exons: 2
Coding region: 248-2170 (640 amino acids)
Source: RefSeq, a predicted model, not a curated record
GUCUCGUCUCCUGUGAAAACCUUUUCUCUCUAACAUUCUAUCUCCUCUCUUACAAAAACAUCUCUCCUUUCGUCUGAAAACAAGUUUGAUCUAUUCUCUCUCUUCCUCUCAUAUUUCAAACUUUCAACUCUAGCCACCGCCGGUCCACCAACACCAAUACCAUCCCCUUCCGACUUACCUUCUACCACCGUCGAAAUUGCCGUAUUCUGACAAGAAGACAUCUUAUUCCUAUAAUUUCAUCUUUGAGAUGGACGGAGAUGAUUAUGAGGAGAAGCAAGGUCAUGAGUACGUAGAAAAAGCAUUGUUAAGAUUGGAAGUUCAAGCAUUCAUUUUAGUUGGCCUUUGUUUACAAAUCAUUCUGAUCAUAUUUGGCUUUCGAAGAAAAUUUAUUGUUAGAAGUUGGAUAAGAGUCCUUGUCUGGUCAGCAUAUUUAGGAGCAAAUUGGAUGGCAACUGUUGCCCUCGGCAACCUCGGAAAAUACGAAGAAUAUGGUAAAGUAGACUGUGGCAUUUAUAAGGAUGAAUAUGAUUAUAUAUGUGACCGGUAUAUAAAGUUUGUGGAAGGAAACAAAAAACUCAGCCUAUUGUGGUCACCCUUCCUUCUCCUACACCUUGCUGGUCCAGACACUAUCUCAGCUUACUCCUUAGAAGACAAUGAUUUGUGGUCGAGGACCUUUUUCAUGUUCAUUGCGAACGUCGGGGGAGUGUUUUAUCUCUUUGCAAUAACCUUGAGCAGCAUGGUUACUUUCAGAGAAUAUAUAUCCGUUCCAAUAUUUAUUUCUGGAAUUAUUAAAUAUGGAGAGAGAGUUUAUGUACUUUGGUCUUCAAGCACAGACCGUUUUAAAGAGUCUUUGCUCUCAAAUCCUGAUCCGUUUCCAGAUCUUGUUAAAAUCACAAAACAAGAUAUGGAGAAAAAGCUAGAGGGGGAGGAAAUUGAUAUUGAGAGGGAAGCAGUAAAGGAUGAAUCACAUCAAAUCUUUGAAGCUUUUUUUCUGUUCAAGAGUUUUGCAAAUUUAUUUUCAGGUCUUAUUAUUGAUGACAAUGAAUUGUUGAUAAGUAACAAGAUCUUUAGCGGAAAGUUGGCUGAAGACGCUUUCAAUUUGGUAGCAAUUGAGCUUGGGAUCAUGUAUGAUGUUCUCUACACGAAGGCUAUUGUUGCCUAUUCUCGACUAGGAAUCUUUCUCCGUUGCAUCAGCUUCUUUUGCUCCUCUUUCUCAUUAAUUUUGUUCCCACUUUACAUUCAAUUUGGUUAUUUCUCUCUGGUUGACACCUUAAUAACUUUCUCACUUCUAGCUGUGGCUUUUCUUCUUGAAAUUCUUGCCGUCGUCGAACUUUAUUCAACUGAUUGGGCAACGCUUAUUCGUUUAAUUAAAAAAAAGAAAGCACAACCAAUCUCAGUUUUUGGCAAUCGCAAGAGGUGGUCGAAGGUCAUGGGACAAUUCAAUCUUUUAAGUUGUUGCUUCAAAGAGGAGUCAGCCAAAUAUAUGAGGGUCCAAAAUUUCUUCUUCAUCGGGAAACGGUUAACGAUUCAUCUGAACUUAAGUUGGGAAGAUGUAAGUGUUGAUUUACAAAAGAUGAUUUUCAAGGAGCUCUCAGAGAAAAUCGACAAAUAUAAACUACAUGAUGAUCAUUUUUGCGACACUCAUUUACUGGAGAAAAUAUUGCAUCAAAGAGGUGAUUAUGUGCUUCAAGAAAGGUAUAAUUUUGAAGAAUUUAAUUGGUGCAUUAACAAGGUGGAAUUGGAUCACAGCCUUCUCCUUUGGCAUAUAGCGACUGAUCUUUGUUAUUACGAAGAUUUUGAUAAACAUGAAGGUACCGAUAAUAAUUUUCAUCAAACUAGCAAAUUUGGCAAAUGUUUGUCUGAUUACAUGUUGUAUCUUCUUGUGGCAUGUCCCUACAUGAUGCCUAAAGGAAAUGGUGAGUUAAGGUUUAGAAAAACCUGUGUCAUGGUAAGGAGGUUCAUUCAAUCAUCAAAAGCGAGUUCUACAUCAAUCCAAAGAGCAGAAGAUUGCAAGAUUUUACUUGAAGACAACAUCGAUAAUAUAAAAUCCGAAGAUAUGUCAGUUCUGGUGGAGGGGUGCAAGCUUGCUAAACAAUUGCAAUUGCUUCAAUCUGAGGAUGGUUGGAAUGAGGAAAAAAAAUGGAAAAUGAUAACAGAAGUGUGGGUGUAA